AUGAGCGCAAUAGAAGGAAAGACCACCGCGGUGUCCACGGUUGGUGAGACUUCACCGCAAGAACGAAAGAGAAGUUACGGGACUUUAGAGCCUGAUGGCGAAAAUGCCGACGCAAUUAAUCCGUUCCUGGAUCCUGAGGUCGCGGAGUAUUGGAGGACGGUUUAUGAAAAGGCGCAGUAUGAGUGUCGGCAUGUUUUUGAUCCUGCACUUACUUGGACGGCCGAGGAAGAAAAGGCCAUAUGUGUUAUGUUCUUUGCGCUGCAGGUUGAUCGGGGGAAUCUCGUUCAGGCGGUUUCUGAUACUUUUUUGACCGAUCUUGGGUUAACUACUAAUGACUAUAACUACGGCAACAUCGCCUUUCGACUCUCGUUUCUGGUCGCAGAACUCCCUUCGCAGCUUGUGUCGAAAAAGAUCGGACCGGACCGCUGGAUUCCUGUCCAGAUGGUGCUCUGGGGGGGUUUCAUUCCCGACAUCGUCCUUUGGCUGUCGUAUUUCUACACUGCCCGAGAGCUUCCCAUUCGGCUGAGCUUCUUCUGGACAUCACUUUCGGUCACUACAAUCGUAACAUCCCUCCUCGCCUUUGCAGUUUUCCACCUCAGCGGUGUACACGGAAUGGCCGGCUGGCAAUGGCUCUUCCUAAUCGAGGGCGUAAUAACCCUCUCAAUUGGACUCGCAUCAUUCUUCAUGAUGCCAGCCUCCGUCGUCCAAACAAAGACCUGGUUCCGACCGAAGGGCUGGUUCAGCGAUCGCGAAGUCGCGAUAGUAGCGAAUCGAGUUCUGCGUGACGAUCCGUCCAAGGGGGACAUGCACAAUCGACAAGCAAUCACUCCGACAAGACUAUGGAGCGCAAUCAAAGAUUACCACAUGUGGCCCAUUUACCUCAUUGGCGUCGUGGCAUAUAUUCCACAGUCACCGGUCAAUUCGUAUAUCACUCUUACGCUCCGCUCGGUUGGGUUUGAUAAGUUCCAGACUAAUCUUCUUACAAUUCCGGCGAGUGUGUUCCAUAUCAUCAAUCUGCUUAUUAUUACUUGGGUAGCCAGCCGACUCAAUUCCUGGUCGUUGGUCGCGAUGUUCCAGGGUCUCUGGACUCUACCUUGUAUAUUUGCUUUGCGAUUCUGGCCGGAUGUCAUUUCGAAUGCUUGGGGCACGUAUGCCGUGGUUACUGUGCUAUUGAGUUACCCCUACUGUCACGCAAUUGUGGUUGCAUGGGCAUCCCGAAACUCAAACAACGUUGGAAAUCGUUCCGUUUCAGCAGCGCUUUACAAUGUAGGUCUUCGCGUGACGCCUUCCUGGAACUACACAGAUGCUAAUGAAAUACACGAACUACAGAUGGCAGUUCAAGCCGGUGAUGUGGCCGCCUACUUCAUUUACCGCGACGAUGACAAGCCUAAAUAUCGACGAGGAAAUACUUCCCUUAUCGCAAUAAAUAUCCUUGCGAUUGCGCUCUUUCUCGGAGCCAAGGCGUAUUACGUUUAUGAGAACGGACGAAGGGAGAAGAUCUGGAACCGAAUGUCAGAGGAGGAGCGGAAUGAGUAUAUCAAGAACACGGAUGUGCAGGGAAGCAAGAGGUUGGACUUUAGAUUCGCUCAUUGA
Molecule: messenger RNA, 1593 nt
Organism: Penicillium waksmanii
Lineage: Eukaryota; Fungi; Ascomycota; Eurotiomycetes; Eurotiales; Aspergillaceae
Product: pantothenate transporter
Exons: 6
Coding region: 1-1593 (530 amino acids)
Cellular component (GO): membrane
Molecular function (GO): transmembrane transporter activity
Source: RefSeq, a predicted model, not a curated record